AUGUCUAAUUGCUCAAGUUACGGGUGGGAUUGCGCACAUCGACAAGAUAAACCUCCUUCACAAGAAUAUUAUGGAGAGAAUUCUGAACGAUACUUUCAUAAACUAUCACCCGCGCAAACACUUAGUCACAAGUCGCCUAUAAGAGCAACUCGUCUCCGUUCUCCGUUAUCAAAUGUCCGAAAAUUUCGUAAUCGUUCAAAAAGGAGCAGAUUUCUUCCAUCACGAAGAUCAAGGAGCAGUUCCCUAUCAUCACAAUUAUCAAGAUGUAGUUCUCUAUCGUCACUAAAAUCGAGCAAUUCUCUAUUAUCACGAAGAUCAAGGAGUAAUUCUCUAUCAUCACGAAGAUCAAAACAUAGUUCACCUCAAAAGUCAAGUUGUAAUUCUUUAUCAUCACGAAGAUUAAGCAGUUCUCCAUCACAAAGGUCAAGGCAUAGUUUUUCACCACAAAGAUCAAGAUCUAGAUCUCCCAUUCAAAGCUUGAGAAAUGAUUCCCCAUCAAGAAAAUCAAGGUCUCCUGUUCGAGAUUCAGAAAAGCGAACCUUUGUAUCGUCGCCAAGAACAAGAACAAGAACCCUUUCACACCAUAAUGUUCAGCGGCAUACUAUCCCUAAUCUCAAUAAAGUUUAUCAUAUUCCAACUUCUCAGAAUUCAAAAAAUAUUAUAAAUAGCUACAAAUUCAAUUAUUUAAAAGAUGAUACAAAUAUGACGAAUACAGAUUUGCAAGAUUCAAAUACAG
Messenger RNA from Racocetra persica, 736 nucleotides. The record is from the annotation of a GenBank genome assembly. NCBI's taxonomy places the organism in Eukaryota, Fungi, Glomeromycota, Glomeromycetes, Diversisporales, Gigasporaceae.